UCACCUGAGCAUCUCUAUGUAAAAAAGGAAGAUAUUUUACCUCACAAUUUUCUCAGCUCACCAGAGUAGGUUCUGUGUAAAAAGUUAUACUCGGCUGCUCCCAGCUGCAGGUAAAAAAAAAUUAGAAAAAAUGAAGAAAUGAACAGCAGCCAAUCAGUAUCAACAGUGCUGAGGUCACGAACUCUCUUACUGUGAUCUCAUGAGAUUUCACUUAACUCUCAUGAGAUUUCAUAAUAAUCUUCCUUAAAGGGACAUUAUACACUCAUUUUUUCUUUGCAUAAAUGUUUUAUAGAUGAUCUAUUUAUAUAGCCCAUAAAGUUUUUUUUUUUUUUAAAUGUAUAGUUUUGCUUAUUUUUAAAUAACAUUGCUCUGAUUUUCAGACUCCUAACCAAGCCCCAAAGUUUUGAGAAUACCGUCGGCUACCUACUCCAGCUUGCUCCUGUUUGUAUAAAGGGUCUUUUCAUAUGCAAAAGAAGGGGGAGUGUCUUAUUUCCCACUUGCAGUGGGCUUUCCAGCUACCUUUUCAACAGAGCUAAUCUGUGAGCUUCUAAUUCUCCAACGUGUAUUACCCGUCUGAAUUCCAGUUACAAUAAUGUCGUAUGGGUCUGUUGACGGAAGUGGAUUUGGAAGUAGAAACCCCUUUGGUGGACCCACUACACAAGGAUAUCAGCCUCUAGCCACACAGAUUGAUCCAGAUGAACUGCAAGAAGUGUUCCAGCUAACUUCUGGGGAUGUGCUUGGUAUAAAUACUAAUGUACAGUCUUUGGAGAGAAUCCUGCGCUCCCUGGGGACUCCUAGCGAUACCGAAGAACUGAGAGAUCGGCUCCACUUCUUGCAACAAGAGACCAAUAAUACCAUAACUUCAAGUACCAAAUCAAUUCGCCAGGUUUCUGAGCUUGUACGGGGAUCAUCUCGCGAUCGGCUUCAGCUGGACAGAUUGAAGAGUCAGCUAUCUGAUGCUAUUCAGAGAUAUGGAAACGUACAAAAGAAAAUAGCAGAUAAGUCUAAAUCAUUGCUUACUACUGGAGAGAAAAAUAUAAAACAAAGUCCUCGGACACCUUUCUCAGACAUAGGAGAGGAUGAAAAGAUUUUCAAUGGUGGGGAUGAGCUAUGGCAGAACCAAAGUCAAGAUGUCACGGAGAUCACAGAAGAAGAUCUUGAACAACUGCGUCAGAAAGAAGAAGCUAUAAAGUUAAUUGAGAGCGAUAUGCUUGAUGUUAAUCAGAUUAUGAAAGACCUGGCAUCUAUUGUGUAUGAUCAAGGAGAUACUAUAGAUAGUAUUGAAGCCAACAUUGAAUCAGCGUCUUCUAAUGUAGAAUCAGCCAAUCGCCAAUUGGCGAAAGCCAACCAGCACCAAAGGCGCAACCUUAGAAUGGCCUGUGCUCCCAGGAAGAGAAAAGAGAAGUUUUCUCCUCUUGAACUUGAAAUUUUGGUGGCUGAAGUGACCAAGCAUCAUUCUAAACUCUACGGAAGUGAGAGAGUCAACCUGAGCCAACCAGCAAGAGAACGUAUUUGGUUAGAAAUUGCCAAGAAGAUUAAUGCUGUAGCAAGGUCUCCAAGGACUACUCGAGAUCUCAGACGAAGAUGGGAUGACAUGAAAAGACGUACCAAGGAGAAAUUAGCCAUCAUAAAGCGUUCAGUCGUAAACUCUACAAGCAGUAAAUAUAGCAGUUCCAUGUUACAAAAUGAUACCAGUAGUGAUGUCUAUCCUGGAUUUGGUGGUGAGGAAGAUGAGGAUGAACAUGAAGAAAUUGAUGUGGAAAUUGAUGCCCCUCACAUAGCUCUGGAGCUUCAGUCAGAUGAGGAGGAAAAUGGCCCAGGUUGUACAUGGGUACCACUAAAAACCAUAGAAAUGCCAGUAGCAACGGAACUUGAUAUGUCUGAUCAUCCAGUUAUUAUACAAACAUCUGCUUCAUCCCCAUCUCCACCAUCCUCGCCUCAGAAUCUACCCAAGUCUUCCUACGCCAGGCGAUUAUCUCAAGCGGUUCAACAUCCCAGAAGAAAACAUGAAGUUUCUGAAUUUGAGAAACAGUUAAUGGAGGGUCAGUUGCAACAAAAUAGUCUUUUAUCAUCUUGGUACCAACAACAAAGCUCACUAAUGGUUCAGCAGAACUUAAUAUUAGAAAAUCUUGUGGAACAAAGUAGGCGUUUAGCAGACAAUGUAGAGAUACUAAACAGGACUUUGGAAAAGUUGGUGGACAGUAACCACACACGCAGUGAAACUGUACAUUUUGUCCAAGACCGUACGUCAGGGGCCUCUACUCGUGUCCCACCUAGAAUACCAGGUGGUAGUGAGUCAGGAGGUCCCUCUGGGAUUGAAGUCUUUUCUGGUAUGAUCUUGAAAGUUGAGGAGGAGGUGUAAAGAACCUUCCAAUAUAGCGUUAUAUUUGAACAUAACAGACUGGAUAUUUUUUUAAUGGAUAUAUAUAUAUAUAUAUAUAUAUAUAUAUCCAAUACUUUUUUUUUUUUUUUUAAUCUUUCUUUUAGAUAGAUUUAAACUUGAGGUCAGUAGUGGAUCAAUACUUCCCUUUUACAAUGCAUACACAGAGCCAUUUUUUGUAGGUUGUGACAUACAUUGCGCAUAUUUUAUAUUCUGAUUUAUUGUUUUGUGAGAGGAAAUUUUGUAUGUGUUCUUUUUAUUCUAAAAAAAAAUAUUUUUCUUACAUAACUUUUAAAAAAAAAGUAAAAAAAAAAAAGUCAUAUUUAUCUUACUGGAAAUAGGUAGCUUUGCUGAUGGAACGGAAUGCUUAAUCAAGGAAGGGUUUGCUGUAAUAACUGGUUUCAUACUGUAAAGCAGCAUUUUAUAGCUAACAGUAUAAUGAUAUUAUAUGUACAACUCAGUGCUGUAUUUUGUAAACAAUAAUUAGCACUUUCAGAGCCUACUGUAAAUUACAUAGAAUGCAGAGUCUGCCACAAGACGUGCAGCAGUUUUAGUUUUAUGAGAUGAUAAAAACAAAAAUUCCAUCUAUUUUACAAAAACAUUUAACGGAAAUAACCUGUAUGUUAUGGGAUGCCUAGAAUAGGGCGCGUUCUUUUGUAUUUUUUUUCUUGCAUGUGAUCUCUUUAACCUCUUAAGGAUAUAUGACGGAAUUUUUCCGUCAUAAAACAAUUGAGCAAACUGAAAGCUGUGUCCUUAAAGGGUUAAAUGCUGUUGUUAGACAAUGUAUGUCCAGUUAUUUUUUUAUUUACUCUGUUAUUUUAAUAUUCCUUAUCUUUUGGGUAGCAGCGAUCUCAGCCAGUAUGUUGGGUCCUCAUAAAUCAUCACUGUAGGUUAAAAGGUGGUACAUAUAUUUUAUUAGAAGGACAUUAAAUACUUCUUGCUUUUGUCUAAAAUUGUGCUUGUUCCACACUCCCUAAAAAAAGACCAAAAAAACGAAUUAUGUAACCUACAAACGCUUCAAAACAAACAGCUGGAUAAGGCAAUUGAGGGCAUUUUGAGAACCUAGGUUACAGAUUUAGUUUUUUUUUUGCCUCUCUAGGGAGAGUGGUACAAAGCAUAUUUUUUUACACAAAAGCAAGAGCCCUUUAACCAUGACUGAUUAUGUUUUAUAAAACGUUUAAUGUGGCCCACACUGGCCUGCAUUCACUAAAGUUUCCUCCUCCUACCCAGUUGUUAUUCGAUAAAUCCUCAGGACCUAUUUAGGGCCAGAUUACGAGUGACAUGUUAAGUUAUGUGCAAGUGAAAAGGGGUUUAUCAGCGUGUUGUUGCGCCCGUCGGGUUUACUGCUCAUACUGCAAGUUGAAAGUAAACUGAAUUGCUAUUUACGCUAGAAUAAUUACUGUUUCCUCAGAGCUCUAGUGUUAACUGUUUUGCAAAAAAACAGUACAGUUACACGCAUAAUAACACUGUCUAAUAAAAAUUAUUGAAAAAAAAUAUUGCUCAAAAAAGUUAUAAGGUCUCAAAGAUAUGAGGUCUCAGGUGUAAGGGAAAAAAAGGCAGGCAAAGGGCUUUAACAGUGAGAUACAUACAUAUACAUGUCUCAAUAUGUGUGUGUGUAUGUGUAUAUAUAUAUAUAUUUAUAUAAUGUGUGUGUGUACAGAUGUAUGUAUAUGUUUAUGUAUUUACAGACAUAAAUAUACAUAUAAAUACAUAUGUACACAUAUAUGGACAUAUAUAGAAGUGCACUGGAGCCUUUUGCAGUCAAAUAGAUGAAAAUAUGUAAACAAAUUUAUGCAAUAUUUAUAUUUAAUAAAGUGUUAUACUGUGUAUUUACUGUAAAUAUUUCCCAUUCCAAUGCUAUACACAUAGUGGAAUAUAUAUAUAUAUAUAUAUAUAUAUAUAUAACAGGCCCAGAGGCUUGUUUUCCCACAGAAAACCUCUGAAUUACAUUGUUUCCAAUGCAGCAAAGGAUUCUGGGUAAGAUAUGCAAAUUAAGUACACAAUGACACACCUUUUUACUUCAGUCUGCUUUUCAGCAGGUUCCCUUUACGCCAAAGUAUCGCUGUUCACACAGCUUAUAAACUUAGCUAGGGUUAGUACAGUGAUUCAUAACCAUAUAUAUAGAGAUAUAUAAUUAUACAUAGGUAUAGAUAUAUAUUUUACCAGAAUACCAUCAGAUACUGGUAUAUAUAGAAAUAUGUAUGUAUGAAUAUAUAGAACAUAUUCUGCUAUGUGAAGAACAUUGAAAUGCAAAAUAUUAAUAUUUAUAAGCGCACUUGAGAAUAUGCGAUUCACCUUCUGCUCCAUUGACUUCUAUGGGAGAAUACGUUAUUGAACUUCACAUCAGGUUAGUACAAGUGAAAAUAGUUUACUUUCAAAUUGUAAUACAAGCUCUACCUGACGCACACAAAAAGUUUACUUCUAGCGGAGAUAAUGCUCGAGCAGGAGCAUUAAAUACUGCUCCACUUGUAAUCUGGUCCUUAAUGGGCACACUACACAGCUGAAUUUACUGACCACCCAGCUAAAAAGACAAUAUUAAGCUAAAAUUAAAUAUUUUCAAUGUUUGUUACGCAUUACAUUAAUGUUAAAUUAGCAAUGCAUUUGUGCUUUGGGUACCUUGAGUACAUUUAUAAAUAACCUAAAAUAUUACAAUAUUGCAAACUUUUUACCUUGCCCACUCCCAUAAUGCCACUUGGCAGGAAAACCUUCAUGUGUAGGACACUGUACACAUACUGUAUGAAUGCUCAUCAAAGUUCAUUAAGUGUGUACUAAAAUACAAGUCUGCAGGAUUUUAUAAAAAAGCCUUUGCUUUCAGAGGGCAUAAGAAGUGUCUAGGAAAGAACUCUCCUCUGUACAAGAACUGUAUGCUGAGUUCAGAUAACUGUUGUCCGAAUAUAAUACUGUGAUAGGGAGAAUUGUUUACAGAAUUAGUUUUUUACAACAUGAGUUCAUGUUGGAUUAAACUUUGAGAAGAGGACAUUAGAUACCAAGGUACAUAGAGCCACAGCGAACAAGAGAACACAGAAGCAAUAAUGUAUGUGACUGACAUAUAACAUAGUCACAUAAGUCAGAUGAUAGUGUACGGGUACGAGAAUCAAAAAAGUGAGAUACAUGCAUUUUCUCUCUCUUCACAUCUCAUAUAUAUCAGAUUGCAAAAAACACUGUUGGAGAAAAACUGGCUAGUGAUGUUUUCUAAAAGUAUAUUCCAUUGUCAUUAACAUAAUCUAAUAUGUUAAAUACAUAGUUAUUCAGGUACAAUCUUAUGCCAGUGAUUUGUAGCUAUAGGGGUAUGCAACUUGUGAUUGGCUCACUGGUUGUGUAUGCAUUGCAGCUUUAAAGUGAUGGUAAAUACUAGCGUUUGUGAAAUAAUUCUUAAAAAAUAUGUUAUGUUUUUCAAGAAAACCCUACACUGAGCAAUAAGAAAAGCAUGUUUUUUGUUGGGUAAAUGAAACGCUGCUUUACAGUCAUGUUACCUUCUAUGUUUUAUUUUAAACCUUGUUAGCGCUGGUGUUGCAAAUAUAUUGCAUGAAUUGGCAAUAAAUAAUCCCAAGACAUAUUUUCUUCUUCAGUUAUAGGGAAGUCAUAAUAUUUAGUGAUAUAGACAGGAGUCUAUGUUUUUUGUGUUAGCCAAAAAAAAUAAGAACCGUAUAAAAAAAAAACUAAUUACAUCCAUGAAAAAAUAUAUUGCCAAUUUGUAAACUAAAUCACUAUGUAAUAUGUAGCGGUUGCACUGUAUAGCCGGAGAAACAGGUGGCGCAUUAAUAAAAUAUUUUAAAUCAUUA
Bombina bombina (fire-bellied toad) is the source of this 6162-nucleotide messenger RNA. It is a transcript of the gene TSNARE1, whose product is annotated as t-SNARE domain containing 1. Gene Ontology annotation, biological process: intracellular protein transport; vesicle-mediated transport. Gene Ontology annotation, cellular component: nucleus; membrane. Lineage: Eukaryota; Metazoa; Chordata; Amphibia; Anura; Bombinatoridae. Bases 593 to 2362 code for a protein of 589 amino acids. Gene Ontology annotation, molecular function: SNAP receptor activity. The transcript has 12 exons. The record is from RefSeq and is a predicted model, not a curated record.